AUGCGUGGUGCCGAGACUGGUAACGUUCAUGGGUCGGACCAUGUCCUCGUUCGUGCACGCUUGAAAGCUCAUCUUUCAUCCGCGCCAAAAAUGUCACGUCUUAGACGCCUCGAUGUCGCAAAAAUCCGGCAAACCAGCACUGCUGAGGCCCUGAGCAGAGAAAUCCGCUCCUGUUUUACGACCCGAACCGACGGAGAAGGCAGUAACCGGUGGUCGUCACUAAAAACGUCAGUCUGUGGGGCAGCUGAGAAAAUCCUUGGAUACACCCAACGACGCCGCAGUGACUGGAUCAGCGGAAGAACCGUGCAGUUGUCUGCUCAGACGGCUCGAGCUAGGGCCCGUAACGAUGACUGCUUCCACCAACUUCGAAAGAUGACGGCAAAAUCGGCUAGGGAUGACCGGAAGCAAUACUGGGCUGAAAUGGCGACCUCCAUGGAACAGGCCUCGAACUUUGGUGACACUCUAAAACUCCGCCAAGUUAGCGGUAAAUCGUCCACACUGAGUGACUCUGUUGGCGACGUGAAUGGCGGCUUUAUUGCUGACAACUCGGCCAAAGUCGAGCUCUGGCGUGUGCACUUCGAGCACCAUCUCAACUUCGACACCCAACCCACCACGUCCUUGCUCUCCUCUUCAGUGGAGUUUCUUCCCUCUCCCACCUAUGCGGUGCCAUGCGACCCCCCCCCUCUGACGGAGAAGUCGUUGAUGCUAACGAAAGCCACGCAACAAUAA
Spirometra erinaceieuropaei is the source of this 729-nucleotide messenger RNA. The record is from the annotation of a GenBank genome assembly. Lineage: Eukaryota; Metazoa; Platyhelminthes; Cestoda; Diphyllobothriidea; Diphyllobothriidae.